AAGGCUAGUCAGAGUGUUAUGUGGCUCGCUGACCAGUUCAGCUUGCUAGCUACACUAUGCAUAGACAAUCAUUUAACAUUUAACGUAAUUUUAAUAUAAUAUUUCGUGUAAUGGCGCGUAUACAGCAUAGUUUGGGGAAAUGUGUUUCGCUAGCACGUCAGCGUCAGUUUUUCAGCUGCUUGAUAGCCCAUUAAGGAAGCCGAGUGUUUACUCCCAACGUAGCUAGUUACACAAGCUAACAGUCCAAACCAGUUAGCUGUCUUUGUACUCAUGAACUACAAAUUGUAAACUUUAAUUUCAGUUAUUGCAAUAUGGACACAAAUGUGCAAAAGCGACGUGAAAAGAAGUCAUUGCGUGUGAAAGUUAUCAGCUUGGGGAACGCUGAAGUCGGGAAGAGUUGUAUCAUUAAACGCUAUUGCGAGAAGAGGUUUGUCCCCAAAUACCUGGCCACGAUUGGAAUUGACUAUGGGGUGACCAAGGUUCAAGUCCGUGACCGGGAAAUCAAAGUGAACAUUUUUGAUAUGGCUGGACAUCCUUUCUUCUAUGAGGUACGCAAUGAGUUUUACAAAGACUCCCAGGGGGUGAUUCUGGUGUAUGAUGUGGGACUGAGGGAGAGCUUUGAUGCCCUCGACAGCUGGCUGACAGAGAUGAAGCAGGAGAUGGGCUCUCAGGCCAACAUGGAGAGCAUCGUCUUUGUGGUCUGUGCCAACAAGGUGGACCUGACGAAGAGGAGGGUGGUGGAUGAAAGCGAGGGCAGACUGUGGGCAGAGAGUCGGGGCUUCCACUACUUUGAAACAUCCGCGCAGAGUGGAGAAGGCAUCAAUGAAAUGUUUCAGGCCUUCUUCUCCUCUAUAACAGACAUGUGUGAAAACGGAGGGAAGAGGCCAACACUGGAGGUCAACGUCGGCUUCACCAAGGAGCAAGCAGACACCAUCCGCCGCAUCCGCAACAGCAAGGACAGCUGGGAUAUGCUGGGGGUCAAGCCUGGGGCCACCAGGGAGGAGGUGAACAAAGCCUACAGGAAGCUGGCCGUACUUCUCCACCCAGACAAGUGUGUGGCGCCAGGCAGCGAAGAUGCCUUCAAGGCCGUGGUGAACGCUCGCACCUCGCUACUCAAGAACAUCAAGUAGGGUUGCAGAAACGUCUUUCCCAGUUCUCCUCCCAUCCUCUGAACGCGCCUCAGAAUUACUGUCCAAGAGCAGGGGUGGGGGGGUGGGGGUCUGCCAUUUUUUUUAUCCACGACAGAAAACCACCAUGGAUGUGCCACAAUUACUUUCAUGUCUCAAAGGUUGAUUUUUGUUAUGUUAUUUCAGUAAAUAUUGAAUUAAAGCCUAACUAUUAUGCCUGUUGACAUGUUAAACUUAGCAUCCAUUUUAUUUAACUGUAAAAUAAGGACGGUUACUCUUUAAAGGAAACCAGGGACAAUACCUGAUAGCCAUUUACAUCUGCUGAGACUGUUAUCAUUACCUUCUACAAGUUUGGGCCUUCCUAGGGAGAGAGUACAAAUGAGAAAGAUGGAUACAUCUGCAGUGUUGCCCUGUUGUGUGGAAGUUAAUGAUUGAACCGUUUAUUGUUGGGCUCAUUAAAAAACAAAAGGGAUUUUUUUUUUUUUUUGCUGGUAGCGUGUAAUCUACAGCAUUCAUAACUGAAUGAGUGGCAAGUGUAUCAUGCACUGAAUUGUUCACUCUACAUUCAGUCAAGCAGUUUGGCCUCUAAAUGAUUCUGAAUUGCCUGACUGUGUUACAUCUUGGCCGUCUAAGAAAAUUGCAUCCUGGUUCUUAGCAACAGACAGAUUGGCCACUGAAUUCAAGACAUUUGUGUUAAUGGCAUUGACACUGACUGCUUCGGCAGAAGAUCUCUGAUGGGUAUUUCAGCGACCUAUGUGUGACACAAGCAUGAGAUCAUGGAAGGCUGCGGGAUGCAAGACCACUGCAGCACCAAUAGUCUUAGCUGCAGAUUGCCCUCAGUGUGUAUGGGCUUAAAGCAAUCCUUUCCUAAAGGUCCAAAGACCUUCGUGUCCACCCAUCCUUUCACCCGAUUAGCCAGACCACUCACACAAAUACUGUGUAAUGAUUUCCUGAAUUCCAGCCACCAACAAUGAUUUCCUUUUUCUUUUUGUCUUGUUUGGUGACCACAAGACUGUGCUUGUGGAAGUAGGCAUUUUUGUCUGUUAAUCGUUGUUGGUGUUCAUAUGUACAGUAAGUACUACAAGGUUAUUUAAUUCAGAAUAUAUGCUUAUUUAUUGAAGAAAAAUAUAGCCUAUAUAUGGUGUGAAAUCUGUAUGAAUUGGUAUCGUGAUCUUGAACCACAAGUGAAUGAAAGACCUCUACACUUUUGCACGAACUCUACACAGAUGUGUAGUUACAAAGAUAUUCAUUUUAAAACUCUGAAAGAUGGUCAUCAUAGAACUUGACUUAAAAACUGCACUUUCACUCCAGACCUAAAUGUUUAAUUCAUAAUGGCAUCACAGUACUCUCCAGAUGCUAGUGUCUUCUCAAAAAAAGACUCAACACUCAAAUACUCAACUUUACACAGCUCUGAGAGAAAUUGCUUUAAAAGCUUAACUGUUUACAGAUGACAUAUCCCUUAUUAACUUGCAGACAUGCUAGCUCACCAGGUAGGAUUUAAAAUUAGCCUGUGAAAUCAUUGGGUCAUAAUUUGGUAGAAGUACCAUAGAAUUCCAGGCUUCCUGUUUCCUCCCCAAGUGGUGCCAACAAGGGAAUGUUUCCACAAUGUUUACAAUGAGCAACUAUUUCUACUCUCGGUACUGUUAAAUAAUGUUUUAAGAAGAGCUUCAUUAUUUCAUAUGAUGUGAAUGCACCAUAUCAUCCUGAUUUUUCUGUUUAAAAUAGUGCCAAAUGCUAGCCACCGGCUGACGUAGUGGCACUUGUUUGUACAAUAGUCCAGGCGAAGCACUACCAUAAAAUAUCUCUUUUUUUUUUGUAAGUUUGAUCCUUUUAUCUGAACGUGUUGGAAGAAGUUACAUAUCUCAGUGUGUUCUGUUUUAAUGAUUUGGAAUGAAUGUGUAUGCUGUAAAUACUAUCUAUUAAAUUUUACGUUAUCAAAAGUU
This is a messenger RNA of Clupea harengus (Atlantic herring), 3070 nucleotides long. It is a transcript of the gene dnajc27, whose product is annotated as DnaJ heat shock protein family (Hsp40) member C27. NCBI's taxonomy places the organism in Eukaryota, Metazoa, Chordata, Actinopteri, Clupeiformes, Clupeidae. The record is from RefSeq and is a predicted model, not a curated record. Gene Ontology annotation, molecular function: GTP binding; GTPase activity.